GCGCCGCAGGUCGAAGUGGGACGACGGCGCGCCCCCUGGCGCCGCUGGCCCGAUGCCGACGCCCCCGCUGGGCGCCCUCGGGGUCGCGCCCGGGGCGCAGCUGGGCGGCGGGUUCGACAGCAGGGUCCCCACUGCUGGGAGCCUCGUCGUGGACCCCUCUACGGGGCUCGUGCUGCCCGCCGAGUUCCAGAAGCAGACGAAGGAGGUCCGCAUACCCUACAACCUGAAGGGCGGGCUCAUCGGCAAGGGCGGGGAGUGGAUCAACUUCAUCAGGGCCGAGUCGAAGGCAGCCGUGAAGCUCAACCACAACGAGGGUGAUGCGGAGGCUGUCAUAGAGAUAAAGGGCACGACGGACGUGAUCCAGCACGCCGAGGUGCUGAUCCAUGCUCGGCUUCAGGAGGUCUCGGGCAACAGGUCGAGAGAGCAGUGGGAGGUCGACUGCUUCGACGUCCCCAAGGAGUGCAUCGCAGAGACGAUAGGCAGCGGCGGGUCGAACCUCCACGCCAUCGCCGCCGAGUCUGGCUGCAAGGUCAAGUUCGUCCAGGCCAUCGAGCUCGACCCCAAUGCCGAGCCGGGCAAGCAGAUGUGCCAUAUCCGCGGCCCGCCGGACAAGUUGGCGUACGCCAGGACUCUAGUUGUCCAGAAGGUAGAGGAGGUGAUGAUGAAGAAGUCGAUGGGUAGCAAGGGUGGAUGCGGGUACAAGGGCGGCAAAAGCUGCAAGGGCUUCAAGGGCGGCGCUGACAAGGGAGGCGGCGACUGGAAGGGAGGCGGCGACUGGAAGGGAGGCGGCGACUGGAAAGGAGGCGGCGAUUGGAAAGGAGGCAGCGACUGGAAGGGAGGCGGCGACUGGAAGGGAGGCGGCGACUGGAAGGGAGGGGGCGACUGGAAGGGAGGCGGCGAUUGGAAGGGAGGGGGCGACUGGAAGGGAGGCGGCGAUUGGAAGGGAGGCGGCGACUGGAAGGGAGGCGGCGAUUGGAAGGGAGGCCGCGAUUGGAAGGGAGGGGGCGACUGGAAGGGAGGCGGCGACUGGAAGGGAGGCGGCGACUGGAAGGGAGGCGGCGACUUUGCGAAGGGAGGCGGCGACUUCGCGAAGGGAGGCGGCGACUGGAAGGGCGGCGGCGACCUUGCGAAGGGAUUCGGCAGUUUCGCGAAGGGAGGCGGCGACUUCACGAAGGAAGGCGGCGACUUCGCGAAGGGAUGCGGCGACUUUGCGAGCAGGGGAAGCGGCUUCAUGGGCGCCGACUCCAUGGGCAAGGGUUGCAAUGGUGGCGACUACAUGGGCGGCGACUUGGCGAUGGGUGGUUGCGCAGGCGGGGAUGGCACGAGGGACGGUUGCAUGGGCGGGUGCAACUUCAUGGGUGUCGAUUUCCAGGGGGGCGGCGGCAAGGGCAGCAAGGACGGCUGCAUUGGCGGCGAUUUCAUGGGGGGCGGCGGAAAAGGGAGCAAGGACGGCUGCAUGGGCGGCGAUUUCAUGAGCGGCGGCGGGAAGGGCAGCAAGGACGGUUGCACAGGCGGCUGCGAUUUCAUGGGCGGCGAUUUCAUGUGCAGCGGCGGGAAGGGCAGCAAGGACGGCUGCAUGGGCGGCGAUUUCAUGUACGGCGGCGGGAAGGGCAGCAAGGACGGCUGCACGGGCGGCGAUUUCAUGUACGGCGGCGGGAAGGGCAGCAAGGACGGCUGCAUGGGCGGCGACUUCAUGAGCCGCGGCGGAAAGGGCAGCAAGGACGGUUGCAUGGACGUCGAUUCCAUGGGUAGCGGCGGACAGGGCAGCAAGGACGGCUGCAUGGGGGGCGAUUUUAUGGGCGGCGGCGGAAAAGGCAGCAAAGACGGUUUCACGGGCGUUGACUUCAUGGGCGGCGGUGGAAAAGGCAGCAAGGACGUCUGCGCUGGCGGGUGCGAUUAUAUGGGCAGCGAUUUCAUGUACGGCGGCGGGAAGGGUAGCAAGGACGGUUGCAUGGGCGGCGAUUUUAUUAGUGGCGGCGGGAAGGGCAGCAAGGACGGCUGCACAGGCGGGUGCGAUUUCAUGGUCGGCGGCGGGAAGGGCAGCAAGGACGGCUGCAUGGGCGGCGAUAUCUUGGGCGUCGAUUUCUCGUGUGGUGGUGGGAAAGGCAGCAACGACGGCUGCAUGGGCGGCGAGUUCUUAAGUGGCGGCGGGAAGGGCAGCAAGGACGGCUUCAUGGGGGGCGACUUCAUGGGCGUCGACUUCAUAGCUGGCGGCGGAAAGGGCACCAAAGGUGGCGGCAAGGACGGCGGGCUUUCUGCCGCUGCCAUGGCAGCCUUGGACAUGCAGUUGGACCCUUGGCCUUCCAGUCAGCCGAGCCAGCCCCAGAGCGCGAUGCCCGCCUGCCCACCGCCACCGAUGCCCGCAGUCGAGAUCGCACCCGGACCGAGCAGCCAGUUGAGCACUGGGCCGGGGCCAUCACCGACAGGUGGUUGCUGUGGUGCUGGUGGUGGCGGUGGUGCGCCAUCCGCUCUGCUGGCAUCUCCGCCGGGCCUCUCGCCAGAGGUCCCGCAGUCAGCGCCGCAGCCGACAUCCACUGCGCCGAGCGGAUCGGCGGACGGCAGCGGGUGCAAGGAGCAGCUCUGCAAGCUGUGGGCGGACGGCGAGUGCAUUUUCGGCGCGGCGUGCUGGUACGCCCACGGCGAAGAGGAACUGCGAGGCAGCAGCCGGGGCAGCAGGGGCGACCAGGCCAGCCAGGGCGAGCAGGGCAGCCAGGCGGGCGGCGCGAGUCCGAUGGCGCAGAUGGGCGCCGCAGGUCUGCCGCUUCAGGUGGGCGACGUGGACCUGAUGGCCCCGAUGGUCCAGGUGGGUGGCAUGGGCCCCAUGGCUCAGAUGGUCCAGGCGGGCGGCAUAGGCCAGCUGGGUGAGGUGGGCGGCAUGGACCAGAUGGCUCUGAUGGCCCAGAGUGGAGGCAUGGGCAUGGAGCAGAUGAUGGGGAACGUGGCCAUGAUGAGCGGCAUGUUCAAUCAAGAGAAGGUAAAUUUCCCAAUCGGCCUCAACAGUGGUCAAGAUGACAACGGUGAUAAGGUCUGCAAUGGCUUCAAGGGGGAUAAAGGUGGCAAGGGUGGCCAGGGAAAGCAGGGUGCCACAGGAAAGCCUGAUGCUCAGGACGCCGAGUCGGACUUUGCGGCCAAGCUUGCUGCAUUCAGGAGCAAGAACAACAUAGCAGGUGCGAGCAGCAGACAAUGGACAUGAUCAUUAUUGUGACCUUGUGACCAACGUUUGCAAGCUGCAGGUUUCAUUCCUUGCUGAGCGCUGGUGAGAAGGUUCAGGCGUGAAUCUCCUGGACGUGGUGCUUAUUGAUGGCCUUUCCGCGUCUGUAAGGGCGAGGCGCCUGGACCCUUCUGCGGCCAUGCCUCCCACGCCAAAGAUAUGCGUAUAGCUGUG
Messenger RNA from Prorocentrum cordatum, 3385 nucleotides. NCBI's taxonomy places the organism in Eukaryota, Dinophyceae, Prorocentrales, Prorocentraceae. The record is from the annotation of a GenBank genome assembly.